Messenger RNA from Acanthisitta chloris (rifleman), 267 nucleotides. It is a transcript of the gene RPA3, whose product is annotated as replication protein A3, 14kDa. The transcript is spliced from 3 exons. The annotation marks the transcript as partial. Gene Ontology annotation, cellular component: site of double-strand break; DNA replication factor A complex; nucleus. The record is from RefSeq and is a predicted model, not a curated record. Lineage: Eukaryota; Metazoa; Chordata; Aves; Passeriformes; Acanthisittidae. Gene Ontology annotation, molecular function: single-stranded DNA binding; damaged DNA binding. Gene Ontology annotation, biological process: mismatch repair; base-excision repair; nucleotide-excision repair.
AUUCAUCCUACUGGGAAGCUUUUUGUGCUUUCGGAUGGAGUAGGAAGGCACACGACUGUGGAGCUGAGUGAACCUCUAGAAGAGGAGAUCUCAGGAAUUAUUGAAGUAGUGGGAAGAGUAACAAAUCAGGCAAACAUCAUGUGUGUGUCAUAUGUCCAGUUCAGAGAAGAUAAAAGUCCAUUUGAUUUGGAAGUCUACAAUGAAGCGCUAAAAAUUAUUCAUGAAUUCCCUGAAUACUUUCCAUGUGGUACUGGGAAGAACACUUGA